Messenger RNA from Cladophialophora immunda, 1260 nucleotides. RefSeq lists its product as uncharacterized. The transcript is spliced from 2 exons. Gene Ontology annotation, molecular function: heme binding; metal ion binding; indoleamine 2,3-dioxygenase activity. Gene Ontology annotation, cellular component: cytoplasm. Gene Ontology annotation, biological process: 'de novo' NAD+ biosynthetic process from L-tryptophan. Bases 1 to 1260 code for a protein of 419 amino acids. The record is from RefSeq and is a predicted model, not a curated record. Lineage: Eukaryota; Fungi; Ascomycota; Eurotiomycetes; Chaetothyriales; Herpotrichiellaceae.
AUGACGGCUAACAUCAUAGACCUAGGUGCACUAAGCAGGUAUGACAUCUCCCUCGAGACGGCCUUCGUGCCUGAGGUUGCGACGGCGACAUCUCUCCCUCCUCCAUUUGCACCGAUAGAGGGCCUCCUUUCGCAUCCUCCGUUGCCAGAGGCGAUCUCCUCAGGGGAGCUGCGAGACAAGGUCCGCGAGCUCCCCCUGUACCGACCGGGUGACUGCUCAAGAUUGUCACUGGCCGAGAAACGGCGAAUGUUGGUCAUUCUGACCUUCGUCGCCCACGGAUACAUCUGGGGCAACGGUGUGCUGCCGGUGAUAGACCGGCUCCCAGAGUCGAUAUCCGUCCUCUUAGACCGCCUGAGUGCAGAAUUGGGUACGGCACCGUUGGGAACGUACGCCUCUACGGUCUUGUGGAAUUCACGGCGGAAGGACGAGGCGAAAGGUUGGACGUUGGACAACGUAUCCAUCGACCUCACAUUCACGGACACCACGGAUGAGAAUUGGUUUUACAAUGUGAGUGUGUGCGUGGAAGCAGCCGGAGGGAAGGCACUAUCGAGUCUCCUCCAGGUCUUGUUCGAGAUCCGCGAGGACAGUCCGCGCCGAGUUCACAUCCAAGAAUGUUUCCUCGAAGCCCAGAAUUCUCUGGGUAAAAUGCUCGUCAUACUUAAAGAAGUUGCUCGAAUGAACAACGCGACUUUCUACCAGAAGAUACGACCGUACUUUGGGGGAUGGAGCCUCGUCAACAACCGAGGGGUCCACUACGACGGGGUUGAUGAGCCGUCCACGUAUCGGACGUACGUCGGGAUCUCGGCCGCUCAGUCGUCCCUCUUCCAGGCCUUCGAUAUCAUCUUGGGCAUCUCCCACGGUGAGUUUGUAGCAGCUUACCUCCGGAACAUCCGCACGCAUAUGCCAUCCUCCCACCGGGAGUUCUUGGGCCACUUGGAGACCGAUUUUGGCGGAACUCUCAGCAGCUUUAUCGACCAUCAGCCAGAUCUCGCAGAUGGCUAUCAUCGAUGUCGUCGUAUCCUGCGCGAUUUCCGCGCGACUCACAAGAGCUUCGCUAAGCGGUACGCUGUUGAACCGGCAUCUUUCCCUGGUCGAUCUUUCGGACUGGCGAGGCUGCGAAGUGACGGCGGCGGAGUAGAGGGCGCUGGAGGAACACGUCUGCUGGAAUUUUUGGAAGAAAUUCAGCACGAUACGAUGAAAGUUUCGUCACCCUCGUUACCUUCGUCACCCGUGUCGAGUAGGGGUCCAGGAAUAAGUUAG